This is a messenger RNA of Chelmon rostratus (copperband butterflyfish), 1893 nucleotides long. It is a transcript of the gene mtfr2, whose product is annotated as mitochondrial fission regulator 2. The transcript is spliced from 8 exons. NCBI's taxonomy places the organism in Eukaryota, Metazoa, Chordata, Actinopteri, Chaetodontiformes, Chaetodontidae. Gene Ontology annotation, biological process: mitochondrial fission; aerobic respiration. The record is from RefSeq and is a predicted model, not a curated record. Bases 230 to 1291 code for a protein of 353 amino acids. Gene Ontology annotation, cellular component: mitochondrion.
UAGACUUUCUGUUUGGAUGCGUGCUGAGACGGAAGCCGCAACUUCAUCCCGAUUAUCUGCAUUUACUGGUUAUAAUAAAGAUUUCGGACAAAUGCACCUGCUAAUGAACGAGUUCACGGUGUGAAGUAUGUGACUUAGUGGCAUCCAUUCUGUGUUGGCCUCUUAUCAAGACAGUCAGCAGAAAGAGGAGCUUUGCGGUCAUCAGCUGGUGCAUGAAAAAGUCCUUCCAAUGUCUUUAGCAGAGGAUAUUCUGGAUGUGCUGCGCAUUGUCCUGGAGUACUUUGGAGUGCCUCCAGACAUGCUGGUUCCGGUGUGGGACAGUCAGCUCUGUGGUCAGUAUCGCAGCAUUGUCCGGAUGAUCGGGACCAACCUCCCGCUGGCACCUACACCACGUGUCCACUUUCAGGUCCCUCUGCUCAACUAUAGGCCCCAGGGUUAUGGUGACAUCCCCGCGGAUACACCCGCCAUCCCCUCAUUCGCUGAUGUCCUGUGGGUGUUUGAGGACGAGGGCGACAGCUUUGCCAAGACCAGGAACCAAUUGCCUCCAAAGAAGCGAAUUACUGUAAAUCGGGAUGUGGUGAGAUACCCAGAACCAGCCCUGAGUCGAGUCCAGAGAGGAGGCAGAUCCACAAGACAGACAACUGAUCCAGACGCCCUGAAGAAGAUCACAGCCCUGGAGAGCGAGCUGCUCAAACUGCGAGCUCAGAUCGCCAUGAUUGUUACUGGCGCUCCAGCCUCAGGUGUGAUCGAGUCCCAGAAUGCACCAGGCACGCCUUUGAUGUCUCCUCCAGCUCUUACCUCCACGCCUCGCUGUGCUGCUCCACCACCUCCACCUCCUCCUCCUCCUCCUCCUCCUCCUCCUCCCUGCCCUGACUUCUCCACAGAGACUCCUUCUGUAUUAGAGCUGAUCCGGCAGCGCAGGAUGAACGAGAAGGACCUUGAUAAGGGGGGGAUCAAGCCUCAGGACUCAGGCCGCAGCAAGGGUUCAGACGUUAAAGGGAUCCCAUCCAUGCUGGACGUUCUCAAGGAUUUAAAUCAAGUGAAAUUGCGUACAGUGGAGAGAUCACCAGGGGGCACGCCAGUCAGAAGGAGACGCAGUAAGGGAGGUGCAGCACUGCUCAGUGACCCAGCCGCUCUUAUUGCCGAAGCACUAAAGAGAAAGUUCGCCCAGCAUCGCCAUAACAGCUCCUCUGACAAAGAGAAUUCACUAGAAGUGUCACCAUUCGGCAGUCCAGAAACACCCAAGGUCCCCCUCCAUACCAAACGCAGUCAGGGGCGCCUCCACCUCUGAGCCUGUUGAAUCGCAAUUUCUGACCCCGAAAUGUCAGAAGUCGGACGCCCUUUUUACAAUCCCAACCGCAGCCCCCACAGAUGUGCCUCACAAACGGAUUACUACCGCAGCUACUGACUCGCAUUUCAUUUUUAUUCCUGUUUAUUCUCUCGUUCUUGUAAGAGUGUUUGUCUCACAAUGAACAAAGUGCUCGUUUCUGUGAAGUGUCUGUGUUGAGAGACUUGAAUGUAUAAGUUUGGGAUUUUGGUACAGUUGUUCUGUUUUCGUCUUAUUUUUCUUGUCUUAUUCACACAGUGUGGAUAAUGUGUCGAAGCAGCUCGGCACUGUAGCUUAAAGCUGCCUGCCGUCAUGUGUCUUACCUUAACCAAGUGAAAUGGGCACUGAGAUUCACACGGCUCUAUUCUAUGCAACUGCUGCUCCAAGUUGUUUGAUUAAAGUGUUAAAGUGCACUGAUUUUUUUUUUUUGUCAUGCUUGUUUUCAUGUUUUCAUAUAUUUCAGUGUAUGUCCAAACCCAGUUUUAGUUGAUAUUUGUCAUUUUUACAGCAGUGAGACAUAACUGAACUGAUCUUCAGUUGGCAAUAAAGAUUGCAACACACCCAGA